This is a messenger RNA of Parnassius mnemosyne (clouded apollo), 267 nucleotides long. Lineage: Eukaryota; Metazoa; Arthropoda; Insecta; Lepidoptera; Papilionidae. The record is from the annotation of a GenBank genome assembly.
AUGGCUGCAGACUCCGUGCUACAACAGGUCCCAUCCGCAGAGAUCGUGAUACUCGGUGAUUUCAACGCCCACCACGCUGAAUGGCUUGGUUCUCGUUCAACCGAUCAUGCGGGUAGAUCUGUCUACGACUUUGCUUUGGCAUAUGGUCUAACACAACUGGUUGCUUCGCCUACGCGGAUCCCAGAUACGUCACCGUUAGACGACAUACAUGUUCAAAAUUGUAACAAAGCUAAAUUAAAACUCAUAAAACUAUAUAACUGUGAAUGA